GUCAUCAGUAGGCGCCACCCACAUGCCCUUCUUGCUGUCGUCCUGCGCAGCUCGAAACAACGCUUUUCCAAGCGGGAGACUGAGCAGAAGGAGAAAUUCACGAAAGAGAAAUGGCUCGUUGUCUAACGUUACUAAAGUUUUCUGUUGUGAGUUCCUGUAAGGCAAACACGAGGCUUUUCUCCUACAGCCAGAGGGCUGGAAACCGGAUCGUGAGAGCCGCAUUCAUCGAAGUCAGUAAUACAAGGCAGCAGAAGUAUUGGAGUAGUACUAGACUCUUGAGCCUCAGCAGUCAUGGUGCAAGUCUAACUUGCCAUUUCUACAGUACCCAUGCAGAAACAGCUGAGGAACCCCUCCACAAUAUCAUCAGUGACACUGAGAAUGUUCAAGGGUCCUUUUCCAAGCAUGAGUUCCAGGCAGAGACAAAAAAGCUGUUGGACAUUGUGGCCAGAUCUUUGUACUCGGAGAAAGAGGUGUUCAUCAGGGAACUCAUUUCUAAUGGAAGUGAUGCCCUAGAGAAGCUACGGCAUAAGCUGAUUACAAAAGGAGGAGAGAGUGCACCAAUGGAAAUCCACCUACAGACUGAUGCAGCCAAGGGCACUUUGACUAUUCAGGACACAGGCAUUGGGAUGAAUGAAGAGGAACUGGUUACUAACCUGGGUACCAUUGCUCGAUCUGGCUCUAAGGCCUUCCUGGAUGCUCUUCAGAGUCAAGUUGAGGCCAGCAGCUCUAUCAUCGGUCAGUUUGGUGUAGGCUUCUAUUCUGCCUUCAUGGUGGCAGACAAAGUGGACGUCUAUUCUCAGAGUGAAGAAUCAAGUGUUCCCGGAUAUAAGUGGUCCUCAGAUGGCUCAGGAAUUUUCGAGAUUGCAACAGCCAGUGGGGUAAGGCAGGGCACUAAGAUUGUGUUAUACCUCAAGGAAGAAUGCAAAGAGUUUUCUUCUGAUGACCGUGUUAAAGAGGUUGUAACCAAGUACAGCAAUUUUGUGAGUUUCCCCAUCUAUCUGAAUGGUCGACGACUCAACACUCUGCAGGCUUUGUGGAUGAUGAAACCCAAAGAAAUCAGUGACUGGCAGCAUGAGGAGUUUUACCGCUAUGUAGCACAGGCCUAUGACAAACCCCGCUACGUCCUUCACUACCAUGCUGAUGCACCAAUCAACAUCCGCAGCAUUUUCUAUGUGCCAGAGACUAAACCAUCCAUGUUUGAUGUGAGUAGGGAGAUGGGAUCCAGUGUGGCUCUGUACAGCAGGAAGGUCCUUAUCCAGACCAAGGCAGCAGAUAUCCUGCCCAAGUGGCUGCGCUUCUUAAGAGGUGUGGUGGACAGUGAGGACAUCCCCUUAAACCUCAGUAGAGAGUUAUUGCAGGAAAGUGCACUCAUCAGGAAACUGCGGGAUGUGCUUCAGCAGCGAGUCAUUCGUUUCCUAAUGGACCAGAGCAAGAAGGAAUCUGAAAAAUAUGCUCGUUUUUUUGAGGACUAUGGGCUUUUUAUGAGAGAAGGCAUUGUCACCACCGCUGAGCAAGAUAUCAAGGAGGAUAUAGCCAAACUUCUAUUAUUUGAGUCCUCUACAUUACCUGCUGGUCAGCAGACCACCCUCAUGGACUACGCUUCUCGAAUGAAAGCUGGCACCAGGAACAUCUACUACCUAUGUGCACCAAACCGGCAUCUGGCUGAGCACUCCCCAUAUUUUGAGGCGAUGAAGCAGAAAGACAUAGAGGUGCUUUUCUGUUACGAGCAGUUUGAUGAGCUAACUCUGCUCCAUCUGAGAGAGUUUGACAAAAAGAAGCUGAUCUCUGUGGAAACGGAUAUUGUUGUUGACCAUUACAAAGAGCAGCAAUUUCCUGACAGCAAGCCAGAAUCAGAAAGAUUGACUGAGCAGGAAGCUGAAAAUCUAAUGACCUGGAUGAGGAACUGUCUUGGCCAGAAAGUCACCAAUAUAAAGGUGACCCCUCGCUUGGACACUCACCCAGCCAUGAUCACAGUUCUGGAGAUGGGAGCAGCACGACACUUUCUGCGCACACAGCAACUGGCCCGCAAUGUGGAGGAAAGAGCACAGAUCCUCCAGCCCACUCUGGAGAUCAACACUACGCAUGACCUCAUCAAGAAGCUUCAUGUGCUGAAAGAUUCCAGUCCUGAUCUUGCACAACUGCUUCUUGAACAGAUUUAUGACAAUGCUAUGAUCACAGCUGGCUUGAAUGACGACCCACGUCCAAUGAUCUCUCGCUUAAACGAUCUGUUGGUCAAAGCCCUGGAGAAACACUGAGAACAACAAAAAGCUAGUGUGAAAGGAUUAACCAUGCUAGUGUUGGUAAAAUAUGGAGUUUCAUUUUGCCAUUGCUUCUGGCAUGCCCAGUGUUUGGAUUUGGGGCAACUUCUAAUAAUAAUGUAAUAUGAAGUUACACAAGUCGUCUGCAAUUUGAAAAGAGUUUUCUUUGCACUCUAGAAUAAUUACAGCAUUGAAUAAUUUUUCAUGAUUUUCUAUCUAUUGAAAUGUGUAUGUUUGUGAUGGAGUGUAUUUUUUUCUUUGUUUUAUUUUUGU
Colossoma macropomum (tambaqui) is the source of this 2531-nucleotide messenger RNA. RefSeq names its product TNF receptor-associated protein 1 (gene trap1). The transcript is spliced from 18 exons. Gene Ontology annotation, biological process: protein folding. Lineage: Eukaryota; Metazoa; Chordata; Actinopteri; Characiformes; Serrasalmidae. The record is from RefSeq and is a predicted model, not a curated record. Gene Ontology annotation, molecular function: ATP hydrolysis activity; ATP binding; ATP-dependent protein folding chaperone. Bases 111 to 2255 code for a protein of 714 amino acids. Gene Ontology annotation, cellular component: mitochondrial inner membrane.